Molecule: messenger RNA, 1925 nt
Organism: Xyrauchen texanus (razorback sucker)
Lineage: Eukaryota; Metazoa; Chordata; Actinopteri; Cypriniformes; Catostomidae
Gene: phpt1
Product: phosphohistidine phosphatase 1
Exons: 3
Coding region: 79-444 (121 amino acids)
Biological process (GO): peptidyl-histidine dephosphorylation
Cellular component (GO): cytosol
Molecular function (GO): protein histidine phosphatase activity
Source: RefSeq, a predicted model, not a curated record
AGUGAUCCAAUGAAAGGCUGCUCAGCUGUGCUGAACUUCACCGUAGUGUUUGGAUUUUAGAGUAUCUCUUUUACUACAAUGUCUGCCGAUCGGCUCGCUAAAAUCCCCGAGGUUGAUUUAGAUCCAAACGGCGUGUUCAAAUACGUCCUGAUACGGGUGCACAGUAUAGACGAUGAUUCUUAUGUUGAUAUUGUGAGAGGAUACGCAUGGGCCGAAUAUCAUGCUGACAUCUAUGACCGUGUUGCUGGAGAACUGGAGAGAGGUGGAGGAGUAGACUGUGAGUGUCUCGGAGGAGGAAGAAUCAGACAUGACAGUGCAGAAAAAAAGAUCCAUGUCUAUGGCUAUUCAAUGGGCUUUGGGAGAGCAAAGCAUGCCGUUUCCACAGAGAAAAUAAAAACUUGUUAUUCAGACUAUGAGGUGACAUGGUCGGAUGAGGGGUAUUGAAUGUUAUCUGGAAUAUUACGGCUCUGAUCCUGGUAUUCUUAAUCUAGCUGUCUUAAUAGAGUUCUGGACUGUUCCAUAUUGUGCCAAGAAUGAGCAGAGCCUUUACAAGAUUCAGAUUUGAGUGGACAGAUCAAAUGUUUACUUUAAAACAAGUGCAGAGAUUUUUUCUGCAUUGUUUUCGAUUGGUUUGGCAACAAGGGAAGAAUACACUUUUAAUAUAGAAAAUUAUGAAACAAAGUACACUUCAGUUUAGUGGGAAAGUUUAAGUAUUUCAUAGCAAACCAUAAACUCCCUUAUAUAUUGCAACAAUAGCAUCCUGAAAAGCUAAUAAACCCAGAAAGUGCCAGCAUUUUUCAUUUAAGUUGCUGUAGCACAAUAAGUGAAAGUUAUUAUUAAAGGGACAGUUCACCUAAAAAUGAAAAUUCUCUCAUUAAUUACUUACCUUCAUGCUAUCCCAGAUGUGUUUUACUUUCUUUCUUCUGCUAAAUACAAAUGAAGAUUUUUAGAAUAUCUCCGCUCCGUAGUUCCAUACAAUGCAAGUAAAUGGUGGCCAUACAUUUCUAUCUCCAAUAAUCACAUAAAGGCAGUAUAAAAGUAAUCUAUAUGACUACAGUAGUUUAAUAUAUGUCUUCUGAAGCAAUAUGAUAGGCGUAGGUGUAAAACAUACAUUUUUAAGUCUUUUACUAUAAAUGUGUCUUCCCUGCCCAGUAGGUGGCAAUAUGUACAAAGAAUUUAAGUCACCAAAAAUACAAUUAUGAAAAAAUGUGAAAGGGGUGAUUUACAGUAAAAACCUCUCAUAUCGCUUCUGAAGAUAUGUUUUAACCACUUGAGUCUUAUGGAUGACUUUUAUGCUGCCUUUAUGUGCUUUUUGACCUUCAAAGUUUUUGGUCACCCUUCAAUUGCAUUGUAUGGACCUACAGAGCUGAGAUAUUUUUCUAAAGAUCUUUGUGUUCAACAGAAGAAAGUAAGUCAUACACAUCUUGGAUGGCAUGAGGUUGAGUAAAUCAUGAGAGAAUUGUAAUUUUUGGGUGAUUACUUUAAAGUAAAUUAUUGUGUUUAACUACAACAUAAAAAUAAUUUGUGUUAUUGUAAUAGUCCAGAUUUAAUCAUUUCUAUGCCACCACACUGUAAAUUUGGUCCCUCAUAUAGUAAGAACUGAUCCAGAGGUUGCAAACCUUGCUUGAUAAACAUUAUUAUACUUAUUAAUAUCAUUAAUUUUUUAACAGAAAACCUUAUUAGGAUAUGUAAUAAUUUUCCUGACUAAAUGUAUUACAACCUGAAAAUAUAAUGUUAUUAAUUGUACUGAAUUGCCCUUGUUAGUUUCCCUUAAGCACUGAUCAGAACUUACAGCAUUUAAAACAACAGAUUUUGUUUUUCAUUUAAAGCCAGACCAUAAAAAUACAGUCACUGUAGUAGACAUUGUUGUAUCCGUUGCAUUUGGAAUAUUUAGUGCAUCUAAACAGAAGUGAAUUGGACAGCAA